Molecule: messenger RNA, 1504 nt
Organism: Brassicogethes aeneus
Lineage: Eukaryota; Metazoa; Arthropoda; Insecta; Coleoptera; Nitidulidae
Source: the annotation of a GenBank genome assembly
AUUUUAAACGCGAUAUUUAAUUGCACAUUUGCUAAAUUCUGAAAACUUUAGUGGUGCGUAGGGUACCAGUGAUUAAACCUAAUAAAAGUCGGAAGAACAUGUGUACAAAUUAAGAUUUAUUGGAUUAAUUUUGUACCUGUGAAAAUAUUAAGAGAAGAACAAGUGAGAUGAACGACCCAAUUCCAAUGGAUACCAGCUACACUAAAGAACUAGAAAGAGCGACGGACUUUUUCCGAAACAAUUUCGAACGAAACCUAAAGCUAUGGAGGGACAAAGAAAAAAUCUACUCUACAUUAUCGAUAAAAUACAAAAACAAAAAUAAACUAAACUCGUUGAAACGAUUGACAAUAGGACAAGUGGAAAACAUAUACACCACUCCAAACAUAAACCCAGGAUUUCAGUGUAAAUGCAAGGAGGAAAAUUACUAUGAAAACAGUUCAAUUUUCGAGAAAACAAUAUCGGAUAUCGGGUCGGAUUACACGUAUUACAAGGAGGUAUGCUCGAAUGGAUAUGUAAAAAAUAAUUUGUACAAUGAAAAAUGUAAUUCGGGGAUUCACAGCGAAUCGGGACUCGGGAGAUCCUGCCAGGAGGCUUUGAAUCAUAGUGGAAUUUAUGAAGAGAUACCUGUUGAUAUUAGAUACAAAGAUUCGAGAAAUAAAAGUUUGUCUGUUGACACAAUUUACAACAGUCAUGUUUCCAGGAUGUCCGAAGCGAUUUCUCUACAACAUUUGGUGAUACAACAAAUCACAAAGGCUUUAUUGGUUUGCAAAAGCAGGCCAGAAUUUUUUGGUAAUCGUAUUCAUAUUGAGGCUGAAAGGAUUUUAUUACUGGCGAGCACAAGAAAAAUGGUCCUAAACUCAAACAUAUCCCGAGAAAUGAGCGAGGAAAGUCUAGACACCCGAAACACAGCCAACGUGGACAUAAAAACAAUCACAUUCUCCCUGAAUCCUUACAAACAAAGGCCAGACAUCUUAAAAAGUAUCACGUAUUUUGUCUGUUUGGUGAUUUGCAACCAAGAAGUUCUGUCAACCGAAGUCGCAACUGCAGAAGGCGGAAACAUUAUUUUUAAUCCAAACAUAAUAUUAAGUGACAAACCCGUGGAGUAUAAUAUACAAAUCCAAAUACAUGCCAUGAGUGUCAAAUGUCGAAAGAAAAUACCUAUUUUUGAUGGUGUGAGAAAUGCUUGUUCAAAACUUUGCAGUAAAGCAGCGACUUGCUUUAAAAGGACCAUGUCACAAAAUACUAAAGAAUUAAAAAUAUCAUUUGAAUUAUGGGGAAAUUCCACAAUUACCAUACCAAAUAUUCCAAAGAUGAAAGAUUUUCGACUGAAAAAUAUGGAAUGUUCUCUACUUCAUUCUAAAUUUAAUGCUAAUAUUAAUAUUGUAUUAAACACUAGUAUUUAAGAAGUGUUUAUUUGUUUAUUUAUGUUAUUUAUAUUAUUUUUGAACACUAUUUUGUAGAAAACAUUUAUUUUUAUUAAUAAAAUAACAAAAUUUAAAAAAAU